GCGACAGGCUCGCCUGCAAAUUCCAGCGGCUUCUCGCAGGUCUACUUGCUCGAUCGAUCGAUUCCGGAGCCAACGAACACGACGAGCAACGUCGGUUCCCGUGAUCGGAAAAAGGAAAAAGAAAAGCGUCGAGGAAACGUGGUUUCCAUGAACGUCAGUCCCAGCUGGUCCAACCGACGAGCCCCGGCGAAUUAUAAAACCCACCUCCCUUUCAAAUCGUGGAUUCUUCUCCACGGCCACUACCCGCCUGCCCCGCUGUUCUUGGCGAUUAACAAAUCGGAUUGUUAAUCCCGGGCUGGUAUUCUAUUCAUAAUCAGUCGCCCCCUGCCUGCCAUUGUACUUCUUGUUGUGCUUCAAAAAGCUGAUGAAAUCGCCAUGCAUUUAUGGGGUGCCAGGGUAGCGGCUCUCGGUUUUGUAUGGUUGUAAAGCUGCCGAUCUUGUCCGUGGAGUGGGUGGAGGACGGGGAGCUGUGGCCGUGCGGGUGCUUGGGCGGAGAUGAAGCCGGCGGCGAGGAGCAAGAAGGGCAGGGGGGCCUUCUGCAACCUCCCGCUGCUGCUCCUCAUUGGGGCCAUCCAGUUCUUGGUCAUCUACUCCCCCGCCAUUGAUCGGUACAUGGUGAUGAUCACAAAAGGCAAGCCUGGGUUCCCAUCGCUGCUGCUGGAUGGCAGGAGAGGAUUCAAAUUGGUGGUGGAGGAGUUCGUCCCGGAGCCCCGCGUGGCGUGCGACUUCGCGGACCCGAGGUCGGACGUGUGCGAGCUGGAGGGCGCCAUCCGCAUCCGCGGGAGCACGUCGGAGGUGUUCGUGGUGGCCCCGGGCGGUGCCGGCGCGGGCAUGAACGCGACGCAGUGGACGAUCCAGCCGUACACGCGCAAGGGCGAGGCCCGCGUGAUGCGCGGCAUCGCGGAGCUGACGGUGCGCGUGGUGGGCGCCGGCGAGGCCCCGGCGUGCACGGUGCGGCACGACGUGCCGGCGGUGGUGUACUCCAACGGCGGGUACUGCGGCAACUACUACCACGACUUCAACGACAACAUCAUCCCGCUGUUCAUCACGUCGCGGCACCUGGGCGGCGAGGUGCAGCUGCUGGUGGCGCAGAAGCAGCGGUGGUGGUUCGACAAGUACCGGGAGAUCGUGGACGGGCUGACCAACUACGAGGCGGUGGACCUGGGCGGCGACGGCGGCGAGGUGCGGUGCUUCCGGCGCGCCACCCUGGGGCUGCGCAGCCACAAGGAGCUGAGCAUCGACCCGCGCCGCGCGCCGCGCAACCUGUCCAUGGUGGACUUCAAGCGCUUCCUGAUGUGGCGGUACGCGCUGCCGCGGGAGCACGCCAUCCGGACGGAGGAGGACGAGGGGGCGGCGAGGCCGCGGCUGCUGAUCAUCGCCCGGCGGUCGCGGCGGCGGUUUGUGAACCUGCCGGAGAUCGUGGCGCUGGCGGAGGAGGUCGGGUUCGAGGUGACGACGUCGGACGUGAUGUCGCCGCCGAAGCAGAACAAGAAGGGUGCUUUAGCUGCAGCUGGUGACGAGGGGCACGCGCGCAUGGCGGACGCGUCGGCGCUGGUGAACUCGUUCGACGCGAUGGUGGCGGUGCACGGGUCCGGGCUGACGAACCUGGUGUUCCUGCCGAUGAACGCGGUGGUGGUGCAGGUGGUGCCGCUGGGGCGGAUGGAGGGGCUGGCCAUGGACGAGUACGGGGUGCCGCCGCGGGACAUGAACAUGCGGUACCUGCAGUACAACAUCACGGCGGAGGAGAGCACGCUGUCGGAGGCGUUCCCGAGGACGCACCCGGUGCUGCUGGACCCCAUGCCCAUCCACAAGCAGAGCUGGUCGCUCGUCAAGGACAUCUACCUCGGCCAGCAGGACGUCAGGCUCGACCUGCGCCGCUUCAGGCCCGUCCUCGAGAAGGCCAUCCGCCUGCUCCGGUGACCGGCGGAAAAGGCCUCAACUGACACUGAUUGCUUGCUUUGCUUGCCUGCCUGACCCGGCGGCGGCUCCUCCAUGCGAGUUGUGACUACAGGAACAGGAAGAUACAGUGAUCGACAGACAGACACCAUGUUUCUUUUCCUUUCUUUUUUUCUCUCCUCUUGGAAUUUCAUCACACGACAAGGGCAUGUAAAAUUUCAGAUGCUGUACAACCAAUUAGUAGAGAGUCCCCGUUGUUGCUCAAAGCAAAAGCGGCGACGAUUUUGCUGUAUGAUAAUGUGAGUACAUGGAGUUAUGGCAA
This is a messenger RNA of Panicum virgatum (switchgrass), 2218 nucleotides long. RefSeq names its product beta-1,2-xylosyltransferase XYXT1-like. Gene Ontology annotation, biological process: plant-type cell wall organization. Gene Ontology annotation, molecular function: UDP-xylosyltransferase activity. The coding region runs from base 496 to 1920 and encodes 474 amino acids. Gene Ontology annotation, cellular component: Golgi membrane. The transcript has 2 exons. The record is from RefSeq and is a predicted model, not a curated record. Lineage: Eukaryota; Viridiplantae; Streptophyta; Magnoliopsida; Poales; Poaceae.